Messenger RNA from Trichoderma citrinoviride, 270 nucleotides. RefSeq lists its product as hypothetical. The transcript is spliced from 2 exons. Bases 1 to 270 code for a protein of 89 amino acids. The record is from RefSeq and is a predicted model, not a curated record. NCBI's taxonomy places the organism in Eukaryota, Fungi, Ascomycota, Sordariomycetes, Hypocreales, Hypocreaceae.
AUGUCUUCUCGCAGCGCCAACUACUACGGCAACUCCAAGGACAAUGACACCCACGGUGCCCAAUCUGCCACUUUCCGUCACGUUCCCGACAGCCCAUCCUACAACUUGGAUCGCUUUGCACUCGGCCAGCCCCAAUCGCGCCCUCCGCCAGGUUUGAGUAAAAAGAAAGCCGAAGCUAAGGCGGUAGCCCAGGCAGAAGCCCGCGCCUCUGCCCUCAUACGCGCAUUCGAUACGCGCUUCAACAACGCCAAUCGACCUCCAAAGCAAUAA